AUGCCCAGCCACAGCAUCCCUAGUGGUUUGGUGAAGCUCUACUUUGCCGGUGCUCCCUGGAAGUUCUCAGCCUGGCAGGAUAUCACGGACAUUUGCCAUGGCCUCUUUCUGGAAGACGAUUCACAACUUCCAGAAGGUUGGACCCAGCAGACAGCCACACAAAUCGCAAAGUAUUUUGACCUCUACAAUGCCAAGCUGACCAAGGACACCAAAAUCAAGUUUGUGUGUCAGAAGAAGGAUGUGACUGUACCUGGCCACGCCAAGAUGAUGACCAAUAUGACAGAGGAGCUGGAUUGCCUUAUGGAGGGACUUGGCAUCCCCCAUGAGGAAUUGGCCAAGAGAAAGUCUGCAAAAUCCACAGAGGACGUCUCCAAUAUUGUCAACCUCUAUCAUGACUACUUUAAGGCUGUUCCAGUAGAUGAUGGGCCCAUUAUUGACACUGAGGACCGCCCUAUCUCUGUCUCAUUUGCUGGGCUUGUAGCAGCUCUCGCUGCCAACCUCAGCUUCAAAGAUGGUCUUCCUAUUCUGUUCAAUUGUCUUUGA
Molecule: messenger RNA, 543 nt
Organism: Cyclocybe aegerita
Lineage: Eukaryota; Fungi; Basidiomycota; Agaricomycetes; Agaricales; Hemipholiotaceae
Source: the annotation of a GenBank genome assembly